AUCUCCGACACCGGACGCAAGGACACCCACUCCAAGAUCGGAGACAAGCUUCAGCCAGACUCCUCCAAGUCGACCCUCGACAAGGCCGGUGAUGCCAUCACUGGUGCUGCCGACAAGGUUGCUCGCGAUGUCGUCCCUGACUCGCAAAAGUCCACUGGCCAGUCUCUCUCUGACAAGGUCUCGCGCGCCACCGACUAA
Molecule: messenger RNA, 198 nt
Organism: Protomyces lactucae-debilis
Lineage: Eukaryota; Fungi; Ascomycota; Taphrinomycetes; Taphrinales; Protomycetaceae
Product: heat shock protein 9/12
Exons: 1
Source: RefSeq, a predicted model, not a curated record